Molecule: messenger RNA, 1719 nt
Organism: Arachis duranensis
Lineage: Eukaryota; Viridiplantae; Streptophyta; Magnoliopsida; Fabales; Fabaceae
Product: squamosa promoter-binding-like protein 12
Exons: 5
Coding region: 273-1550 (425 amino acids)
Cellular component (GO): nucleus
Molecular function (GO): DNA binding
Source: RefSeq, a predicted model, not a curated record
AAUCUGUAUAUAAAGGGAAAUAACAAAAUACUGAAUCAUGAGUCUGUUAUCUACUGUUUUCCUGAUUUAGCUCACAAAAGCAUUGAGCACUGUGCUGAUGGUUAAGAGACAAGCCUUUAAAUAUAUGUAUAUAUUCCACCACUCAGCAUUUAUGCUUCAUCCUCUUUUGUUUCUGUGAUUGAUGGCACGAAAGAAAACACAUAACAAAAUGGGUGCACAACUGUUUACACUAUUACAGUGACGACUGGUUUGCGAGUUUCUGAGGUCUUACUAUGGAGUGGAAUGCUAAAUCUCUUGGGCAAUGGGACUGGGAGAACUUAUACUCAUUCAAUACAAAACCAACUGAAAGUUCCAAGUUGCAACCAACGGAUUGGAGCAUGGAAGCAGAUGGAGAAAUCAAUGUUGGGCUGAUAUAUCCGUCCGGUGGUAGUGCUUGUUCCGGUUCUGAACUGAUUCAUGCUUCAUCUAGGAGCUCAAAAUCAGCUUCCAUGAAUUCAUCAUCAAAUGGGGAUAGCAAAGCAUCCACAACCAUGUUCACUUUCGAGCGUUCUCAAGACGACUCAACUGGUAAGAAAGAAUUGUCAAAGGAAGAGCCAGUUGAAAAUUCUCCAGCACCAGAGCCCUCUUCUGCCUCUGGUGAACCACUGCUCACUUUAAAGCUUGGUAAACGGUUGUACUUUGAGGAUGUUUGUGCAGGAAGUGAUUCCAAGAAACCAUCUUCCAUUGAUGUUCCUAUUUCAUCUUCAAAUACUGGAAAGAAAUGUAAGGCCAAUAGUCAGAAUCUACAACACCCAAGCUGCCAGGUUGAAGGCUGUGGUCUAGACCUCUCAUCUGCUAAAGAUUACCAUCGCAAACACAGGGUUUGCGAAAGCCAUUCCAAGUCCCCUAGGGUACUUAUAGCUGGCUUUGAACGUCGAUUUUGCCAGCAAUGCAGCAGGUUCCACGGUCUAUCAGAGUUUGAUGACAAAAAAAGAAGCUGUAGACGGCGUCUUUCAGAUCACAAUGCAAGGCGUCGCAAACCUCAGCCUGAAGCAGUCCAAUUAAAUACAUCUGCUCUGUCUUCAUCACCCUAUGAUGCAAGGCAACUAAUGAAUCCAUUUGUUUAUUCAAGAGCUGCGACGAAUAUAGGUUGGCAAGAUAUUCAAAACAGCAGGCUACCCCAGACAAAAGAUUUCCUGAUGAGGCCUGCGAAAGCCUUCGACAAGAUACCAAGUAUUGUCACUAUGCUUUCUGAUGAUUUUAGUGACCUUGCAUCCAAAGGCAUGGCAACCAGUGGGAAAGAAGAUCCUAUUAGCUCGUCGGAUCCCAACGCCACACAAGAUGUCAGCCGUGCUCUCUCUCUUCUGUCAACCAAUUCAUGGUCUACAUAUGCUAUGACUCCCCGUUUCCCUCUCCCUUCAUCACAAUAUUCUCACCUUGAUCAACAACCAGCCAAUCCUAACAUGUGUAUCCCAUUCUCAGAUUGUGAUAAUAGCAAUCGCUUCCAAGAGUUUCAGAUGUUUAGUGCUCCACCCUAUGAUUCAGGCUAUCCUUGCAACCAGCUGGACUAAACAUCAUGUGAGUGCAAUCAUCCCAAUGGUGUUAUCACAACGAGGAAUUUCCAGCUUCGUCGCGGCCUCAGUACUUAAAAUGGUUUGUAGGAUCUAAUCAUCUUUUGCUAUAUUAGAAUGUUAACUUCCCUACUUAGAAAGGAGUUGGAAAAUUAUAGAACUUGUUUGU